ACUCAUAUCGAAGACGUAGCAUUUCUAGUUUGUUUAUGUUUUUGUACAAAAUUUAUGAGUAUGCAAUAUGUCGUCUACGUUUAGAUAUAAUCUAUUAAGGAGUGUAAAGCCAUACACUUCAUUCACUCCGCAAUUGACUAAGUCUAUGUUGCGUGUCCUUAUUCAAGUGUCUGUGCACUACAUUGAAUCAAAGAAGUCUUCGUCGGAAGUGCUUUCCCUGGCACUAAAUAAACUAACAAAUGGAGGUCACGAAAUCCCUCCGAACUUUUGUGAACUUUUUACAAUGGUUUUCUUGACAAUGCAAAUCUUUUUAAGAUAUCCCAAGGGCGUGGUGAAGCAUCAUGAGCUGCGAAAAUGUUUAAUGGACGAUUUAAAUUUAACAGAAGAAUAUGUUGAAGAUAUCUGCAAAGUUUUGCUUAACCAUCGAGACGUACUGAGCAAGAACUUUUCAGAUACUAAAAUGGACCGUGUCAAAAUGUCAAAGUUGCAAUGGAGAAUCAACAUUUCCUUAUCAUUAAAUACCGUGCAAAUUGAUAAACCUACAAUAGUCCUCCACUUCAAGCUCCAAAAUAAGGAAUAUCGAACUUUAGAAUUGCCACUGUCCAUGUUUCAACAAGUGCGCUAUAAUAUUGCUCUCUUACUAAAUGAAUUGCAGUCAUUGCAAAGCCGGUUGGCUUUAAAAUAAGUUACAUGUUUUUUUUAUCCAUUUGGUGAAGUAUUUAAUCCGACUGUCCCGCCGACUGUCCUUUUUGCCAUACUCAAUCUAGCGCCUUAAAGCCGCCAAGGCGGUCACGCCCACACUUUCAAAACAAUUUUAAAAUCUUUUCUCCCUAUUAUUAUCCCAGAAAAAGGAUGAAAUUUACACUAGCUGAGUAACGGGUAUCUGACAGUCGGGGAAGUCUACUAUAGCAUUCUCUCUUGGUUACCAUUUAAAAUUAUGUUAUAAGAAAUCAAAAAAAAACAGAACACGCUAUCUUUAUAAGCAUGUGUUUCAUAUUCAUUUCGUUCCAACAAAGUGAUUGACAUCUCUUCCGAUUUCAUGUUAUCGCUGUAUUAAUCGAUUACUUCACGAAAAUGCUGCCACUUUCACUUUUAAAAACAGCACAGAGCCAUCCCAUGUUGGUGGAGCUGAAAAAUGGUGAAACAUACAAUGGUCACCUGGUUAGUUGCGACUCGUGGAUGAAUAUUAAUCUGCGCGAUGUUAUUUGCACCUCAAAGGAUGGCGAUCGGUUUUGGCGCAUGCCCGAAUGUUAUAUCCGCGGGAGCACCAUCAAAUAUCUGCGAAUCCCCGACGAAGUAAUCGACAUGGUCAAGGAGGACGCGCAGGCCAAGUCAAGGAAUCGCACAGAGAUGAACAAAAACCGCGGCGGCAACUCGUCGCAAAAUCAGCGCGGCGGACGUCCUGGUGGCGGCAACCGCAACAAUGUCGGCAAUCGUCCCGGCCAGGGAUACGGAGGUGCUGCUAACAACGCGAUGCGCCUGGGUGGCGCUGCUGGCCAAGGGAACCGUCUGCCCCACGCCGCCAAAAAUAGGAAAUAGUUCUUCGGAUCGUAGUAAUAAAUUCUUUUCAACCAUUUC
Drosophila melanogaster (fruit fly) is the source of this 1578-nucleotide messenger RNA. RefSeq lists its product as uncharacterized. The transcript is spliced from 6 exons. Gene Ontology annotation, biological process: nuclear-transcribed mRNA catabolic process; RNA processing; mRNA splicing, via spliceosome. NCBI's taxonomy places the organism in Eukaryota, Metazoa, Arthropoda, Insecta, Diptera, Drosophilidae. The coding region runs from base 1075 to 1539 and encodes 154 amino acids. Gene Ontology annotation, cellular component: nucleus. The record is from RefSeq and is marked reviewed. Gene Ontology annotation, molecular function: RNA binding.